This is a messenger RNA of Felis catus (domestic cat), 2718 nucleotides long. RefSeq names its product DENN domain containing 10 (gene DENND10). Gene Ontology annotation, cellular component: late endosome. Gene Ontology annotation, molecular function: small GTPase binding; guanyl-nucleotide exchange factor activity. The coding region runs from base 636 to 1496 and encodes 286 amino acids. NCBI's taxonomy places the organism in Eukaryota, Metazoa, Chordata, Mammalia, Carnivora, Felidae. Gene Ontology annotation, biological process: regulation of early endosome to late endosome transport; protein transport. The record is from RefSeq and is a predicted model, not a curated record. The transcript is spliced from 10 exons.
CUCCGGCCUCCGCCGGGAAACGUUAGGGAGGAGGUUUUCAGACCGCUCACCCCUCACUCCUCGAGCGCGAAACGGGGUGGGAAAGGUGAAAUUGGGGUCAGGGUUUCUGCCUGGCGAGAAAGAAGGCGUCUGCAUAGGGUCAUUUUGAGCAUGUUUUGUGCGCAGUCAUGCAAAGUUACAGGCCGGUCCCUUCCGCCUGGGGAAUGGCCUGUCUCCACUAAGUGAAAAUGCCGUAUUUAUCCGUUAAUCAGAAACGCAUCGAGCAGAGCAUCUACCUAGCUACGUGAGGCUCUCAAUAUACUUAAGCCCCAGCAUGCAAAUACUAAAGAAGAAACAAUAAUGCUCUUCUCCCAAAGCUCCUAAUUGCACUGGUCUUGAACCUCCAGCUGUACUGAAGUUCAUUUGUGCCUUUCUGAGUGACCAUCUUUCCACCGUAGAAAAGGACACAAAUGGAGAAGUUCUGUGGGUGUGGUGUUAUCCUUCCACGACAGCUACUUUAAGGAAUUUACUGCUGAGAAAAUGCUGCCUUACAGAUGAAAACAAACUUCUCCAUCCCUUCGUCUUUGGUCAGUACAGAAGAACAUGGUUUUAUAUCACAACAGUUGAAGUUCCAGAUUCUUCAGUUUUGAUAAAGAAUGUACCUGAAACAUGGGAGCCCAGUUAAAAUGAUGGAGAGUUAUAUUGCAGUACUCACAAAGGGGAUAUGCCAGAGUGAAGAAAAUGGCUCUUUCCUUAGCAAGGAUUUUGAUGCCCGAAAGGCUUAUCUUGCAGGCUCCAUCAAAGACAUUGUAUCUCAGUUUGGAAUGGAAACCGUUAUCUUACACACAGCACUGAUGCUAAAGAAAAGAAUUGUCGUCUAUCACCCCAAAAUAGAAGCUGUCCAGGAGUUCACCAGGACUCUGCCUGCCCUGGUGUGGCAUCGACAGGACUGGACCAUACUUCAUUCCUAUGUGCACCUCAGUGCCGAGGAGCUGGAAGCCCUGCGGAUGUGCCCAGGUUACAUCGCUGGGUUUGUGGACUUGGAGGUGAGCAACAGGUCAGACCUCUAUGACGUGUUUGUGAAUCUGGCAGAUCGUGAGAUUACCAUUGCCCCACUUGCGAAAGAGGCCAUGACAAUGGGCAAACUGCACAAAGAAAUUGGUCAGCUGAUUGUUCAAUCUGCAGAAGAUCCGGAGAAGUCAGACGGCCAAGUCAUACAGCGCUGGUGGCCCAUCGGCUCAGGCCAGGAAGAGUGGGCGGGGCUUGUCCUGAGAGCCGAGACUCUUCCUUUCCUACUGCGUGGAUCAUCACUGCCCAUCCAUCCCUCCAUCAACGCUCAAGAUAUUUCUCUAAAAACUAGAGAAAUCUUCACCCACCUGGAACCAUUUUCAGAAGUUUCUGGUGAUGGAGAAAAGCUAGUUCUCAAUUUUGAGGCACUAAAGCAAAGACGAUUUCCACCAGCAACAGAAAACUUCCUUUACCAUCUAGCAGCAGCUGAGCAAAUGCUGAAAAUCUGACUGUGUGACAGCAUAUCCCUGAUGAAUGAUAGAAAGUUCUCUCACCAUGGUUAUCCACUGUGUAAAAUACUGAAAAUAGCACAGAAAAUGUUCUAUUUUUAAUGAUUUAUGUGAAAGUGUUGAGAUUUGACCUGAAAAAGCCCUAAAACACGUAUGAAAACAUUUCCGAUGUCCUCCUGGUCAGAUUCAUGCCUGCGGUCAGGGUCAGACCAAGUGCUGUAACUACCACCUAUGACGUGAGCAACGACGUGGUGUCCCGGCGUAAGAGAAAAAAAAGCUCUGCCAAGUUUUAGUGCAAAUCACAGCAAACCCGAAAGCCUUCAUUAUUAUCAGUUCCACUUGUCCCAUUGCGUAGCCACAAACGAAUGGCUUACUUUCAGAAAGCUGCCUGAAAUUUUGCUUUGUAUUCUUCUAGGAAGAACUUUUAUUCCUCAUGAGGAACUCUACUUUCUGAGCCAAACUACUAAGUUUUCUGCAGAACUGUCCAGAAGAUCAUUCAAAAAAGAUCCUGCAGUUGCACUUUCUUGUAAAAGAAAAGAAUUCUUUUUCUCGGCCUUUAAACAUUUUUGCCUAUAUUAUGAGGAUUUUGCAUAGAUUUUAUACUUGAGUAGACAACUUUAAUAAUCCAUAUUUAUAUUGUCACAGAAGUAAGCACUUGGCAAACUUAAGCCAUUAGUACUCUUUAAUUAACCCUGUUGCUAGCAAUAUUCUUUUGAAAAAGAUGCCAGUCCUUAUAUGAUAGAGCAAAAAUAAGCCCAUUUUGGAUAUAAAUGUCGGUAUGAAGAAAAUAGCAACUUUACAUAAUUACAAAGGCUAAGACCAGGGAGUGUCUUCAUACUUCAGUGAAAGUAAUUUGGCCACACUGGAAAGUAUUCUUGUUCAGCUUAUGUACCUUUUUCAUAAUUGGAGGCCUAAAAGUUGCAAAAUAAGCAUAGAGGUCUAAAAUUAUGUAUUUGUUAUUAUAUGUAUUCAUAUUAAUUAUGAAAAAUUAUUUUACACUCACUACUGUUGUCCUUAGAAAUCUUACCCAGAAAAACAGUUGCAAAAAAAUCUUGUCUUUAUUAGAUCUUUCAUUUAUUCUUUGUGUUAGACAUUUGUUAAGUAAAAAUAAAAAAUAGCCUUUUCCCCUCCCUCCUUGGGUGGGGGCAGGGAGGAUCUGGAAUGAGAUGAUGUUUACUAAGGCAAACAAUUGAAAAUUAAAUCUGCACUUUAUGAAAACGAA